Messenger RNA from Lucilia sericata (common green bottle fly), 4980 nucleotides. Its product is annotated as probable WRKY transcription factor protein 1. The record is from RefSeq and is a predicted model, not a curated record. NCBI's taxonomy places the organism in Eukaryota, Metazoa, Arthropoda, Insecta, Diptera, Calliphoridae. Gene Ontology annotation, molecular function: GTPase activator activity; protein binding. Bases 1601 to 2155 code for a protein of 184 amino acids. The transcript has 3 exons. Gene Ontology annotation, cellular component: cytoplasm.
AAAUAUUUCAGUUUUCAAUGAGCAUUCGGGCGGUAUUAAACGAAAUAACGGAAACUUUGUAAAACGUUACUUUUUCGCUUUGCAAUUUUAAACGGGAGUAUACGUUGAUUUCUAAAAUAUACUACAUUUUGUAUAUUUUUUGUGAAUUGUUGUUUUUUUUUUACAUAAUAAAUCUAACUUAAACGUCAACAACGACGAGUAUUAUUAUCUGUAUACUAUAUAGACGAUUUUUUUGAUUACAACAAUUUAAAAGUAUUGUUGUUGUUGCUAGCGUAAUAGUAAAAACGAAGUAUAUACGACGUUUAAGUUGCCUGUGGUGACAUUCAACAAAUAUACAACAAAAACAACAAGAAAAAAAAAUAAAUAAAAACCACAGCAACAAUUACCGGGAAAUGUAGACAACAACAAAAAUUGAGAAAAUAUAUGGAAACAAAAUUAAACUAAAUAAAUCUGAAAACAUUUCUUAAAGUUUUUGUUUAAUAACUGGGAAAUAUUUUGCCAAACCCGAAUAAUUUUCAAAAGAAUUUAAGAAUUUCAUACAAAAAAAAGUGAGAAUAAAAAGAAAUUUCCUUCAAAAUCUUGUGCUAGUGUGUGAAAAUACUAAAGAAACAACAACAACAACAAAGAAGAAAAAAACAAAAACAAGUUAAGCUGUGCUGUGUGUCUGUCGGUCUGCUAUUUUUUUUUAGAGAAGUGCGAGUGCGCAAAUGUCAUAUUUGAUCUUUUAACAUAAAUUGCAAAAGAGAGAAAGAGAUAGAAUGUGAGUGCCAAAGUAAAAAAAGAAACACAAUACAAGUGUACAACAACAUAAUACAGAGAAAAACAGCAGCAGCAGUAAAAGAAGCAAAAAACAAAUAAAAACAAAACGAAAAUACUAAAAAUAAAGUGAAGUGAAGUAAAUAAAUAAAACAAAAACUUUAAAAUAGAAGAAGAGAAAACAAAAAGGUGCACCUAUUAGAAAAAAAAACAGCAACAACUAACCAUAACAGUAAUAAAGGGAAACCACAAUAAAAAACAACAACAACUAAAACACCAAAAACACAAAUUAACCAGAAAAAGAAAAGAAGUUUAAAAUAAAAUUUAUUUUAGAUUUCGAGGUGCAAUGGAAUUUCAAAUCCCAGCCAGCAACAAUAAUAAUCACUACGACAACAACAACAAUAAUAAAACAAAAGCAAAAGACUAAUCCAAAAUAGAAAAAGAAAAAACCAUACAAUACUAAACAAAACAAUUAAUAUUAAUAAGAAAUAUUACUGAAGAAAUCCUCAAAAACCAAUAAGAAUUUUGUUAAAAUAAUUUCCAGCAACAAAAUGAGUUAAAUUUUGUAAUGCUUUAGAAAAAACUAUAUUUAAAAAAAAAUUUCUUAAUUUUUUCUUUUAAUUUAUUAUUUCUUUAAUUUGUUUUGCUUUACGUUCAAACACAAAUAUUGUUUAUUUCAAUUAAACACUGCAACAGAAAAUUUAUAAAAAAAAAACACCAACCACUUGCCAAAUUUUAUAACAUUUCCUUUCUUUUUCUCUUAUUAUCUCUUACUCUCUGAUCCUUCUUCUUACUCUCUCACACCACGAAAUUCUUCAUUCAUCCAAUUUCAACCCAAAAAAUUAUGAAGAAUAAUCAAAAGUCUACGAAUACCAAUAAUAAUAACAACAUCAAUAACAACAAUUUAAAUUAUCUUAAUAAUAAAAAUAGCAACAACAACAACAAUUUAACUGCAACGGACGGCCAUAAACUCUCCAAAUCGGCUUCUUCACCCAAUAACAAUAUCAACAACAAUAAUAACGCCAAAAAAGGUCUUAAAAGUAAAUCAAAAUCCCAUCGUUUGGUUGGCCGCUCGAGUAGCAACAACAAUAGUAGCGGAGGAGGCGGGGGUUUUGGUAAAAAAAUGGGCGGCGGCGUCAAAGAUGCCCGUCGCGGUUUGGAGCCGCUCGAAUUUGAGGAGUGUAUCGUUGAUAGUCCAGAGUUUCGGGAUAAUUUAAAUCGUCAUGAAAAGGAAUUGGAUCAUACUAGUCAUCAGAUUAAGAGAAUUAUUAAGGAGGUUAAGGAUCUAAUGAGUGCUGCAAAAGGUAUGUUAUGUUUGAAACUAAUAAAACUUCUUAAAAGGUAUUUUACUAAAAUUAUGAAUAUUAUGUUUUUAAAUAUAACUGACAGCGGCGCUUAAAAAUCGUUAAAAUUUGAAAAAAAACUGAAGACAACUAAAUAAUCAUUAAAAACCUAAGUACAACUUUGACGCCAGUCUCUGGCUGACCCAAAUUUGGUAAAAAAAAUUUAACGCGCACUCGAUGAUCGUCAAACAGACAGACACUUUUCUAUUUUAUACAUAUUUUUUAAAAUUUAUUAUGAUUUAUUUUUACGUGUGUUAUUGAUAUUGACGUUAUGAAGCUUUUGUUAAAAAAAUUUUUUAAAUUUUUUUUUAAAGUUCAAAAUUGUCUAUAAAAGGGUGUCAUAUGAAUGAUUUUCAAUUAAUUCAAUUCCCCAGCAAUUGUGAAUUAUUGAUGUGAAUGAAUAAAGAGAGAGAGAGGGAGAAGAUAACUCACCAUACAAAAAUGAGUGAAUGACUGUCAAUAUGGCAAAAUGACGGACGUUUAACAGACAAAUAUGAAUAUAAAGAAAUAAAUAUUAAAAAUAAUAAUUGAAAGUCAUUUAAAAAAAUAUAUAUAUGGACACAAUUACAACAUCGCAACAGACAGACUGACACUCAGACAUGCGAUCAUUUAAAAUAAAGUAAAAGUUUGCUAAUAAUUAUUGACAGUUUUUGUAAACCUGAUUAAAAUUUUAAUUUUUAAAGUUUUAUUCAAAUUAUGUAUUUGAAAAUAAAAAUUGAAAACAUUUGUCUAAUGUCUUCAAUUUAUUAAUGUCAAAUGGCAAAAAUCGGACAUGAUUUCCCUAUAAAGUUUUAAAUGUCGUUUUUUUUUUGUCAUUUAUCUGCAGGGAACAUGUUUGUUUUUUUCUAAAUUGAGGAAAUUAAGAAAAAAUUAUCAUUUUAAGAAAAAAUGACAUCUAAUAUAGACUCUCUCACGCCCAUACACACACGCACAUUUUCCUGGUAACCCAGUGAACAUAAGGAGUUGAAGUUGAGUAGAAAUGAAAGGAAUUCUUGAACUUGAUUUCGAACGAUUUUUCAAUAUUAACCCAUUAGAGAAAUAUUUUCACACUCAACUUUUGCAAAAAAUUUAUUCUCAAAUGUUUUUCAAAUGUAUUACAAAUGUGGUUUGAAAAUAUAUACAAUUAAAAGGGGCUUGACCUUGGAGCAGAAAGAGAUUUGUGAUCGAACAACAUUUUACUUAAGUUAAGUUUUAGGUUUGAGAAAGAUUGAAGAAAAGCUUUCGACAUCAAACUGAACACGAUCUCAAAUGUUUCUCAAAUGUAUUUCAAAUGUGACUUCAAACUAUAUAUUUAAAAGGGCUUUACUUUGGAGCAGAAAGAGAUUUGAGAUCGAACAAAAUUUUACUUCUUUAAUCAAACUUAAAUUUAGUUUUAGGUUUGAGAAAGAUUGGAGAAAAGCUUUCGACAUCAAACAGAACACGAACUCAAAUGUUUUUCAAAUGUAUUUCAAAUGUGACUUGAAGCUGUAUACAACUUAAAGGGUCUUCACUUAGGAUCGGAAAGAGAUUUGAGAUCGAACAACAUAUAACUUUUUUAAUCAAACUUAAAUUUAGUUUUAGGUUUGAGAAAGAUUGGAGAAAAGCUUUCGACAUCAAACAGAAGACGAUCUCAAAUAUUUCUCAAAUAUAUUUCAAAUGUGACUAGAACUAAAGAUUUAAAAGGGCUUCACCUUCGAUCAGAAAAAGAUUUGAGAUCGAACAACAUAUAACUUUUUUAAUCAAACUUAAGUUUAGUUUUAGGUUUUAAAAAGAUUGGAGAAAAGCUUUCGACAUCAAACAGAACACGAACUCAAAUGUUUUUCAAAUGUAUUUCAAAUGUGCCUUGAAGUUGUAUACAACUUAAAGGGUCUGCACUUAGGAUCGGAAAGAGAUUUGAGAUCGAACAACAUUUAACUUUUUUAAUCAAACUUAAAUUUAGUUUAAGGUUUGAGAAAGAAUGGAGAAAAACUUUCGUCAUCAAACAGAAUACAAUCUCAAAUGUUUCUCAAAUGUAUUUCAAAUGUGACUUGAAACUAUAUAUUUAAAAGGGCUUCACCUUGGAUCAGAAAGAGAUUUGAGAUCGAACAAAAUUUUACUUCUUUAAUCAAACUUAAAUUAAGUUUAAGGUUUGAGAACGAUUGGAGAAAAGCUUCCGACAUCAAACAUAACGCGAAUAGUUCUUAUCAUAAUCAUUUCAAAUUAAAUCUGUAAUAAGUUUAAUAACAAAUGUCAAAAUUUUAUAAAUUCUUCAAACUUUACCCUCUCUGUUCAUUGGGUUUCCCCAACGACUUGUAUUGCUUAUGUUUCUCUCACAAGUCUCCAUUAAAAUGAUUACUUUUUUUCAAAACGUCGUCAAUGUGCUGUUCAUUGGCCAGGUUAUAAUAACCAACUGUUUUAUGGCUUUUAACGUGAAAGUGACAAAUGCCAAUAGAUAUUGAAACAAGGAAAGAAAAAAAAUCUCAAUAACAUUUUUAAAACGACACUUAAACAUUGAACAACAACAACAGCAAUAAAUGCAACCCAAAAUACAACAUCAUGAAGUGAUGAUCAUCAUCGUUAUCAUGUGUUUGCUGCUGCAACUUCAACAAACAAGUGUGUUGUUGUCAUCUUAAUAUAAAGUGUAGUUGUUGUUGUUUUUAUGGUUGUCAACUUUAAUGAACGUACAGUGGUUUGGGGGAAAACUAUGAUUGAUUUCCGUUUAAGAGUAAACUUCAGGCAGAAUUUGCUAAGGAAUAUUGAUCAGUGAAAGAAAUUAAUUAAAAUACUUCCCCUUCCAUUGAUAUUUGUUUAGUCUGAACAAAAAGUUUAUAGAUCGUUUUUCAUAAUAAAGGAUUUGAGGAAAAUUGGCUGUAGAAAAGAAAUUUUCGUAAAUGAAUUUUUCUGAAAUAUUUCUAAAAAGGAG